UCUUAAUACAAUUAUCUGCACUCUUUGUAGUCUUUUGCGAAUAAGGUGAAAUUUUCAGCAUUUUAUAAUAAAUUUUUAAAAAAAUUUGUCAAAAUUAAAACAUGUCGGCACCUUUGGAAAAUCUUGAAACGCAACUGGAAAUGUUUAUUGAAAAUGUACGUCAAAUACGCAUCAUCGUCAGCGAUUUUCAGCCUCAGGGACAAAAUGUGCUAAAUCAGAAAAUAAAUGGUUUGGUUACUGGUUUGCAGGAAAUUAAUAAACUACGCAGUCAAGUUCAGGACAUAUAUGUACCUUUCGAAGUCUUCGACUACAUUGACCAGGACAAAAAUCCACAAUUAUAUACCAAGGACUGUGUGGAAAAAGCAUUAGCAAAGAACGAAGAAGUUAAGGGUAAAAUUGAUGCGUAUCGUAAAUUUAAGGCUCACAUGCUAUUGGAAUUAUGUAAAACUUUCCCCAACGAAAUGAACAUGUACCGGGCCUAUCGUCCAGACUCGAUUUAAUAAUCCGCAUUACUCAGUAAACCAGUCUAUAUAUUCGUACUGUGUGCCGUAGAGCCCCUUAAAUUAAAUAUGUGACGAAAGAAGGGCUCGGUGUCUUCUUUUAAUACCUAAAUGCAUGCUUAAUAACGUUUUCAGAGAUUAUUAAUCUGCCUGCAUUCAAUGAAAUUUUGCAUCAAUCUAAGCAUUUUCAUCUCGAUUUCGAAGCGCAUGAAGUAACUAAAUCGACAUUAGCAAAUAGGUUAAAUCGAUCAAAGCUACAGCUUAACUAUAUUUAACGCUUUGCACUCGAAGCUUUUUUUCAUUCGUAUUACAAUGUACGAGCCGCGACCGUCAUUUGUCACCAACAGCGAAACACCCGAAUACUAGUUUUUAAGAUAUGUUUUUGUUUUUAUGUUAAGAACUGCAAAUUAUUUACAAUGUCUCCGUAGCGGAGCCCUCGUGUUUGAAGACCAAUUUUAAAUGGCUCCGCUUCGAAUUUUUUUUUUUUUUUGAUUUUGCAAAUGAAAUCUUGCAAUACUUUAUAUAAAACAAAUAAG
Messenger RNA from Glossina fuscipes, 1036 nucleotides. RefSeq names its product mediator of RNA polymerase II transcription subunit 10 (gene MED10). The coding region runs from base 102 to 500 and encodes 132 amino acids. Gene Ontology annotation, biological process: positive regulation of transcription by RNA polymerase II. Gene Ontology annotation, cellular component: mediator complex; chromatin. The transcript is spliced from 3 exons. Gene Ontology annotation, molecular function: transcription coregulator activity. NCBI's taxonomy places the organism in Eukaryota, Metazoa, Arthropoda, Insecta, Diptera, Glossinidae. The record is from RefSeq and is a predicted model, not a curated record.